Molecule: messenger RNA, 1851 nt
Organism: Punctularia strigosozonata HHB-11173 SS5
Lineage: Eukaryota; Fungi; Basidiomycota; Agaricomycetes; Corticiales; Punctulariaceae
Product: alcohol oxidase
Exons: 11
Coding region: 1-1851 (616 amino acids)
Molecular function (GO): flavin adenine dinucleotide binding; oxidoreductase activity, acting on CH-OH group of donors
Source: RefSeq, a predicted model, not a curated record
AUGUUGUCGCGUCUUCGCACGACGCAGUGGCUCGCGGAUUUUGAGACUACACGGCACGAGGAUUCCCCUAUCCUCAUGCAUACAACAAUGCAAUCGCUAGCAGCCCUGGCGCUCGCUCUCCUCGCUCACGGACGCAUCAUCGACCUCAAUUCUGAGCCGUUAGUGCAAGAUCUCUACGACUAUGUCAUUGUCGGAGGUGGUACAGCUGGGAUGGUGAUAUCCAGUCGGCUAUCUGAGAAUCCAUCCGUUCGUGUCGCAGUACUCGAGGCUGGCGGGAGUGGCAUCGGCAACGAAAACAUAUCCUGCCCGGGUCUCAUUGCAGCCGUCCUGGGAACGCAAGUCGAUUGGAACUUUAAGACCGUGCCCCAGCAAUUUGCCGCUAACCAAAGCAUAACCUGGCCACGGGGGAAGGUCUUGGGUGGUAGCACGGCGAUCAACGGGCGAGUGUUGACCCGCGGAUCAAAGGCUGAAUACGAUGCCUUCGAGAAGCUUGGUAAUCCAGGGUGGAACUGGGACUCUCUGCUGGCCGCAGUCAACAAGGCAGAGCAUCUUCACUUACCUUCCCAACAUCUCGAAGACAAAUACCGUUAUCAAUUUGAACCUAAUUCUUACGGCACGGACGGGCCGCUGGACCUCACGUUCUCGCCCUGGUGGUCGACGGCUGUUGAGCACGGCUUCUUUCCAUCUGCACAACUACUGGGACAUCCGCUACUCCCGGACGGCAACGAUGGGAAUGCUACCGGGCUGCGUUUCAUUCCCGCACACGUUCAUCAGACUGGCAGGAGGACCACUGCUUUUACCGCAUACUAUGAUCCGAGUCGCCCAAACCUUGAUCUAUACACUUUUGGUCGGGUCUCCCGGCUCAUCUUUGCCGGGACCGCGGUUCCGUUAACGGCCACUGGAGUCGAGUUCAUCUGUCCCAACGGGACGAUCGGCACGCUGCGGGUUUCCAAGGAGGUUAUCGUGUCCGCCGGGACGGUGCAAGCGCCGCAAGUUCUAGAACUGUCAGGGAUAGGAGAUCCCGCAGUGCUAGUGCCGUUGGGCAUUGAUGUUUUGUACGCUAACACAGGGGUUGGCGCGAAUCUCCAAGACCAUGUCAUCGCGAACUCGGUUUGGGCGUUGAAGCCCCAGUAUUAUUUCCAGACAUACACCGCGCUAGAGGAGAAUGCGACCUACUUUACUGAGUCCUUGAACCUAUGGGCAAAGCACGGAGUUGGGAUCAUGGCGAGUUCUACACCUCAGCUCCAAUACUCGUCGCUGUCCCAGCUCGUGGAUGAAGACGGGAUGGAAGAAGCGCGCAAGCUGCUCGCAUCUAAGCCCUCCUGGCUAUCAGACGCGCAAUUUACGGUGCUGAAGAGUCACAUUCUCGGCGACAACCCAAUUCUUGAAUACUGUCCCAUCCCGGUUCAAGGAAGCAACGUUCCGGAGCCUGGAGUUGGCUAUCUCCUAUUCCAGAACGCGAUGCAGCACGAACUUUCAAGGGGCACAGUUCAUAUUAACACCUCUGAUCCGCUGGCUGCACCGGUCAUCAAUCCAAGAUAUCUAGAAUCCGAGUUCGAUACCUGGCUCAUUGCCCAAGGGAUGAUGCACUUGCGCAAAAUUACUGAGCAGAAGCCAUUCCAGGACGUCCUCGAUGGAGAAGUCCUUCCUGGAAAUCAUCCGAUAGGAACCGCCUCCAUGCUCCCCGAAUCGGACGGAGGGGUUGUCGACCCAGAAGCUCGCGUCUACGGCACAGCAAACGUCAGAAUUGCGGACGCGAGCGUGAUUCCUAUGCACAUCUCCGCGCAUACGACGAAUAUAGUCUACGCAUUCGCAGAGCGCAUAGCGGAUAUCAUCAAGGGCACUUCCUGA